CCAUAGUAACAAAUAUGGGGCAACAGUUAUAAGCGUGUUUGUUUUUUACCGACUGCUCAUUUAUUUUAUCCGUGUUUUGGAAUUGUUGACUUGUUUUGUAUGUUUAAAAUUAAAAGGUUAAAUGCAUUUUUGGUUAAUUGAAGAUGACUGUUAGAUUUGCUGAUACUCAAGACUUUUAUAAUAUUGGCCACAGACCUCUAUCCCCACAAUUAUCUAUUCCUGUUAUCGAGGACAAAGUUAGGAACUCCAUAGCGGCUCGUCGUGCAAGAACAGAUGAUUAUCUGAAAGAUUUUGAUCGGCUAAGAACAGGAUUUGUCACUAAGGGCCAAUUUGAUAGAUGCUUGGAUCAACAUUAUGGAAUAGUAUUGAAACCAAAAGAAGAUGCUCAACUCAUGAAAAAGUAUGGCUCUGAUCCACGCCACCCUGGCAUGGUGAAUUAUAGAGCAUUUUGCAAGACUAUAGAUUCAGCUUUUAACCCGGACAUGUCAAAUCAAUCAAUGCCACAUAAACCACCUUCUCCACCUGUAACUCAGCAAGCAUUAAAUUUUCCGGCAUUGGAAAAGUGUAGACAAUUACUAGAACACAUAGCACCAUACUGUAAAUACCAUGGUAUUAACAUAAAAAGUUGCUAUGAGGAUUUUGAUCAACACAAUAUUGGACUUGUUACAGAGAGUCAGUUCUUUCGACGGUUUCCUGGCCCACCUAAUGUAACAUCAGAGGAGCAAGCAUUGCUUGCUAAGAAAUACAUUCACCCUUCCAAACAAGGUUUGUGUAACUACUUAGAUUUCCAUCAAGAUGUUGAACAGAUACUGAAAGCUCAAGACAACAAUGACUUCUUGAUUGAUAGAAACAUGGAGGAGAAUAAACCAUGUGGCAGAAAGAGUCGACAAGGUACCACCCUUCAAGAUGUGUUUGAAAAAAUUCGCAUAGCUGUGCAUAAAAACGGGAUUAGAACGACAGAGUUUUUCAAAGAUCAUGAUAAAUUACGUAGCGGUGUUAUUACAAGAAACCAGUUUGUUUGCGGUUUAUCAUUAUGUUGUGGCACUCAAGCCAAUUUGUCGAGAGACGAGAUAGAUAUGCUUGUUGAGUUUUAUCAAACUGAAGAUGGGCGUGUGCGUUAUAAAGAAUUCUGCCAUUUGAUGGAGAACGCUUUUAAUGUUCCUGAUCUUGAGAAGAAGCCAACAGUGGAUGUGUUCCGACCUCCAAUAGGAGCAUUAGCUAAAACACCAAACAACCUGUCAGCUGCUGACGAAGAGCGAGUUGCUCAAAUUUUAAACGAACUUCACGAAACCGUCCGAAAGAAGCGCUUGAUGUUGUAUCCAUACUUCAAGGAUUUUGAUAGGGGCUUUGGUUACACUAGAGGAAUCACUAACACUCAAUUUAGUCGCUUGUUACACAUGGUUGGAUUAAACUUAACCAAGUUAGAUUUAGAGUUAAUCUGUCGAAAAUUUGAGUACCAAAUAAGUGGCGACAUAAACUAUCCUGCGUUUAUACAAGCCAUAGAUCCAGAAUACAUUGGACGCGCUCCUGUCAAAGGAGACUGGAACACAACUCAGUAUAUAUGUCACGACGAGCAAGUUGACGACACUCCAGAUAUAAGUAGUGUGGAUGUUGAUGGAUUGAUCAAAAGAAUACGAAAUGACGUCCUCGUCAACAGAAUCAGGGUUGAAGAAUUUUUUCAAGAUUUCGAUCCACUUCGACACGGUUCAAUCAGUGUAUCACGUUUCAGAAUGGGUUUGAGUGCGAUGGGACAAGACCAUUUAUCAGAAGCCCAAAUUCUUGCUAUUAUUACCCGAUAUGCUGAUCCGAAAACACAAUUUCAUGUUUUGUGGACUAAAUUUUUGACUGACAUUGAAGAAGUUUUCACUCGACGAGGUUUAGAAAAAUCACCACUUGCUGUUCUACCUCCCGCAGAGGUGUUUCGCAUGCCAAAACCUGGAACGUGUGAUUGGUCGAAAGCUUCUUUAGAGAACCAGCAAAAGGUUGAGAAAGCUAUGCAUAAGAUGAGACAAAAAACAAAUCAAAGGAGAAUACUGACGAAGCCAUGUUUUCAAGAUUUUGACAGGCACAACAUUGGUUACGUCACAAAAUCGCAGCUACGACAGUGUAUGGCGUAUUUAUGUUUUGAUUGCCAACUUGACGAAAUCGAUUUAGUGUAUGAAAAAUUCAGUGACGAUACUGGCUUUAACUAUUUAAAAUUUCUCGAGGAGCUUCAACCUUCAGAGAAACAGGAGCACAAGUAUUUGAAGCGAUUAGAGGAACUAAAACUUGUCCACAAAAAUAAGGCCGCAACUGCUAACAGAGAAGGAUUGAAGGAUAUCGAGUCAAUUAUGAAUAAAAUCAAAACAAAAGUUGUUAGAGCAGGCAUACGAGUUUACGAAUUCAUGAAGGAUUACGAUAAAUUGAGAACAGGGAGAAUGUUAAAGACGAGUUUUCCGAGGGCCCUUGAUAUGUGUGCACUCGGUUUGACUGUCGAAGAAAUGAAAAUUGUUGAAGACUGGUAUGCAUCUGCUGACCACCCUGGGUAUAUAGAUUUUUACAGGUUUUGUGAAGAUGUGGAAAGUUCUUUCACACAAAAAGGGCUGGAAAAGAACCCCACUGUAGUCCCAACGCAAUUUAAACCAAACUCGAAGGGAAAUUGCAUCGAACUGUUACCUGAAGCUGAAGAUCUGUUGGAAACCGUGAUGCACAGACUGGCUGAUCGAGUCCGAAUCCGUAGAAUACAGUUAUUUCCACUCUUUGAGGACUACGACCGUCUCCACAACGGUACCGUUUCACGCUCGCAACUUCAUCGCGUGUUAAGCGAACUCGAGUUGGGUUGCAUGGUGAGUGCACGCGAGUUUCACGUUCUCUACGAGAAAUUCGAUUCGGUUAUUGGUGGUAAACAUGACUUUGAUUACAUUCAGUUCUGCGACAUACUAAAUAAUUACGCUCACUUUGAUCCACACGUACCUUAAAUUUAUGACCUUUAGUUGUUUUAUUGUAUAUCUUUUAAUUGUGUAUAUUAUUUUCUAUAUAUUAUAUUUGAUUAUUGUGUAUAUAAUUUAUUAUUAAUUUCUACCAACUUAUAUAAUUUAAUCAAGAGACGAAAGAGUCCUGGGACUGGGUAGGAACAUGAUUUUAUCAGGGCGAUAUU
Molecule: messenger RNA, 3136 nt
Organism: Hydractinia symbiolongicarpus
Lineage: Eukaryota; Metazoa; Cnidaria; Hydrozoa; Anthoathecata; Hydractiniidae
Exons: 21
Coding region: 144-2957 (937 amino acids)
Source: RefSeq, a predicted model, not a curated record